Molecule: messenger RNA, 2744 nt
Organism: Carassius carassius (crucian carp)
Lineage: Eukaryota; Metazoa; Chordata; Actinopteri; Cypriniformes; Cyprinidae
Product: transforming growth factor beta-1-induced transcript 1 protein-like
Exons: 12
Coding region: 550-1938 (462 amino acids)
Biological process (GO): muscle structure development; actin cytoskeleton organization
Cellular component (GO): Z disc; stress fiber; adherens junction
Molecular function (GO): muscle alpha-actinin binding; actin binding
Source: RefSeq, a predicted model, not a curated record
UUUUUUAGUUACUGUCCUAAGAUUUGUAUUAGCAAGUAAGCCAAUUAAUUAGGCCAACUGUGCUAAAAUCAGCUUUUAUGAGUUAAAUAAUACUAAGCCGAUAAUGUUGUAAUGAAUUAUCACUUAUUACCCUGUCGUACAUAUAAAAGGAAGGAGGGGGGAAAAAAAACAUCUAUUGAGGACGCAUCCUGGUGGUGUUGUUUUUUGUUGUUGUUUUUUUUUUUUUACCUCUUAUGCAUUCAAGUAUAUUUUUAUACAGUACAUAAUUUAUUAUUGUAAUUUCCUUGCAGUCGGUAUCAACAUUAUGAACAACAAAUGCGCAAUUUUUAAUCCCAAAUAUGGGCUGGAAAUGUAACUAGUUCCGCCCCUCUGAACCGUUACGUCCUAUGGAAUAAGAAAACGGCAUAGUCUGAGGACAACUCCCAGCCUGGAAACUUCGGGGCACGCAGGAAAAAGACAUUACCAUACAUAUUUCUUAGAUAUAAUCAUUUUUCUUUCAUCGGGAAGUCAUACUAAUUAGAUUUUUUUUUUUUCAUUUUUCUUUAACUGAUGGACGAUUUAGGAGUGUGUGAUACAUCCAACUACCCUCUCAGUCCCCGUAUUGUUAUGUUUGAUGCCCUUCUUGCUGAUCUGGAAAAUUCAGCCUUUCCUCUGGGUUGCUAUCCUGUUCUGCUCACCUCUGACCCUCCAGUGAAUUCUGAUCCCCCAUCCAGUGCUCAGGAUCCUGCCCAGAACCGGCCACUUCCUCCAGCAUACACCCCACAACAAACAGUUUCUGCUGCAAUGAAGUCGAACGGCUCUCAGAACUCUAACCAAGACAAACUUUACAGUACCGUGUGUAAACCAAGCUUCCCCCGUACGGCAGACCCUCCUCCUGCUUUCUCCUCCACCUCAGUUCUGGGAGGAGGGCUGAGUGAACUUGAUCACUUAUUACAAGAGCUUAAUGCCACACAGUUCAACAUCACAGAUGAGAUUUUGGCACAAUUCCCCAGCACCAAAAAAGAUCAAUUUUCAAAGUCUGGUCCAUCCUCUACUGGCUCAGCGAAACCCUCAGCUACAUCUGCUACUUUAGAGCUGGACAAACUAAUGGCGUCUCUAUCAGACUUCAGAGUCCAAAGCACACAAACAGCUUCUCCAACCUCUGCGUCCUCUGGAGGCUCAUUGGACAGCAUGUUGGGUCUUCUCCAAUCAGAUCUGAGCAGGCAGGGAGUGCCUACCUCCUCUAAGGGAAACUGUUCUGCCUGUCAGAAACCAGUUGUAGGACAGGUUGUAACAGCUCUGGGACGGGUAUGGCAUCCAGAGCACUUUGUUUGCUCUGAGUGUGAGUGUGAGCUUGGCAAUUGUAAUUUCUUUGAGAAAGAUGGUCGACCAUACUGUGAGCCUGACUACUUCACCCUGUACUCACCUCACUGUGCACAAUGCAACAAGCCCAUACUCAAUAAAAUGGUGACUGCGCUGGAUAAAAACUGGCAUCCAGAAUGCUUUAGCUGUGUGAAAUGCAGCUCAACAUUUGGAGAUGAAGGUUUUCAUGACCGUGAUGGCAAGCAGUACUGCCAGAAGUGUUUUCUGGCCCUCUUUGCCUCUCGUUGUCAGGGUUGUUCCCAGCCCAUCAUGGAGAAUUACAUCUCAGCUCUAAGUGCUCUGUGGCAUCCUCAAUGCUUUGUUUGUAGGGAAUGCUAUAGCCCAUUUGUGAACGGGAGUUUCUUUGAGCAUGAGGGACAACCCUUGUGUGAAGCUCACUACCACCAAUCCAGAGGAAGUGUAUGCCAGGCAUGCCAGCAACCCAUCCUGGGGCGCUGUGUCACUGCAAUGGGUGCCAAGUUUCAUCCACAGCAUCUGGUGUGCCACUUCUGCCUGAAACCCCUCAGCAAAGGGUGCUUCAAAGAGCAGGACAACAAACCAUACUGCCACCCCUGCUUCAUCAAACUCUUUGGCUGAGGAGAGUGAGGAAAGAUGAUAAAGCAGAUUACUCAACUGCCAUCUAGAUUUUCAUGAAAAAAAAAAAUUGUUGCCAAAUAUACAUUGGCCAGAUGUACUGUAUGUGGACAUAUCCUUCUCAUUAACAGAUAUAACUAUUCUUAAAACUUCUUAAUCUUAAAGGUGCACUAUGCAGGAUCACUCAACCCAAGUAGUGGUAAUGUUCGUACAUUUCUGUGCUGCAACCUUUUUGCCAGAUGCAGCUUCAGAGUUCAGGCUGCAUGUGUUCUUGCAGCUGAUAUUAUGACAGGGGUAUUGAGGAGCAUUUGAGUAGCUUUAAGAUAAAAAAAAAAAAAGAUAGGGGUAGUCAAACCUGGUAAUUAUAAGGGGUGAGUCCAUUGCAUAUUUUUGGCCUGUUUUCCAAUUGCUUUUCAAACCUGUCCUGUCCUGUCCAAAAUGUGCAAGGGUUGGGGGUCCCCAGGACAGGUUUGAGAAGCAUUGAUAAAUAUAUCACUGGUAAAUAACAGUGAUUAAUGAAUUAAUACAGAUUUUAGAGGGAAAGUCUGAGCCCUAUCAAUCAUACCAACAAGCUCAGGUCAUGGAUUUGCCUAUUCAUCAGCUGAUGACUUAUUUAUCUGGGUUAAACAAGAGAGACAACCAAAAUGUGCAGUACUGGCGAGGGUCUAGAAAUAGUUUGAAACCCCUGGACCACAAAAAUCAAACCAUACUUUAUCCAUAUUAUAUUAAGUUUAAUAAUAAUUGUAGUUAUCAAUACAACAACUUUGCAUAAAUAUAGGUAUAUAUAAAUAUUAUAAAUCUAAAUAAGA